Molecule: messenger RNA, 484 nt
Organism: Acyrthosiphon pisum (pea aphid)
Lineage: Eukaryota; Metazoa; Arthropoda; Insecta; Hemiptera; Aphididae
Exons: 1
Coding region: 107-457 (116 amino acids)
Source: RefSeq, a predicted model, not a curated record
UAAAAAAUAUAAUAUAUAUAAUAAAUAAUUUGAUUAUUUUUCAGAUAAAUAUAAGAAGAAAAAAUAUAAUAAUAUAAACAAAAUAUAUAAAACCGUAUAAUACACCAUGAGCAAUCAAACACCACUGUCGGCGGAGUAUCCACUAACACUACAAGCAAUUGAUUUCUUUGAAAAACUUAGAGAUGAAUUAUUAAACGGCCCUCACCACCAAUAUAUAAGACGGAAUAGAAUUUGUGUAGGAUGUUUUAAACAACAUGUCAGAGAAGCGAACAGAAAAAUGAGUAUGCCGUUGAACCCUUACGUAUUAAACAGGGCAAUGAUACCUGUUACGGCGUUUAUACACGCGGUAAUAAAUCAACCGAACGCAGAGAGAUCGGUGUGUGUAGAAGUGGGGGAGAUACUACAAGAUGUUAUUGCUCGACGGAUUAUUUCGGUUAAUCACUUAUUCGAAGAAUAAAAAAAAAAAAAAACAAACAGGAAAAAA